CGUGGCCAUUUCGGCUGCCGGCUCAAGGCUCGCGCCGUCGAACACACAACCUAACUCAUCCACAUAUAUAUCCACGUAUUGCGCUCGAACUUUUGGUGUUGUAGCGUGCUGCUGGCAAUGAUGUUUGCUGCUUCCCACUAUUUUGUCAUAUUGCAUCUGGUACCCGUCCAUGCGAUCGGCCUUCAGCGGUACGGGAGGGAGAGUUUGACUGAGACUGCGAAGUCUGUUGACGAGUCGGAUGGGAAUGGUCUCAGGUCCCGCGUCACGUCAGAUGAUACGGCGGCGUGGAUCGCCCUGAGCGGAAAUCUUGGCGGUAGCUCCCGCGUCACUGUAUAUGACGCAGCGGAAUGGACCGCCCUGGGCAAGAUGAAUAAGGUAGGCGUCACCCGUUACCAGAGCCGCGCCAUCGAGAGGAGGCAGAGAGAGGAUGGCGAGCUCUUCUGGCCCGACUCGGCCAACCGCGAUGCGGAGCAGCGAUACUCUGGCGCGAAGGACCUCACUGAGUCCGUGUCCUGGGGCUGGCACCAUCCGGCUGGCCUCUACGCCACCAUCCCGGUGGGCAGCCCACUCCUCGACGCCGACAUGAACAUCUAUCUCGGCUCCGACGACGCGAUCCGCAAGUUCGACAUCAACGGCAGCCUCCUGUGGAGCUACGCGCCCCGAGGUCAACUCGCAGCUGCACCCACCCUGUCCACGGGCUGCGCCCCCCGACAGGCGGCGUCUGUGAUGGACGACAUCACUUCCGAGGAGGAGGAGCUGCUGCGACCAGACUGGGUCAAGGGCAACGGGUCGGACAUGAUGCAGCGCUUCGUGCAGUUCUUCCAGGACUUCAAGAUUGGCGACCGCGUCAAGGUGAAGGCUGGUGCGAGCUACAGGGUACACGGCGAGGAGCUCUUCUCGGCUGGAGACGAGGGGGUGAUCACCAGUAUUCUUCCGGACGAGGAGGGCAAGUACGAGGUCGUGGUCCAGUGGGCGCUCACCGGGCGCCAGAGCUCGAUACAGUUCGACGACGUAAAGAAGCACUUCGUGCGCCUGGAGCGGAAGUCCGCCACGUGCACCCCGAUGCUCAUCGGGAGCACCACGUCCAGCACGGGGGGCUCCGGCCUCGUGUUCGCCAUCGAUCUCGCGAUGGGGCACGAGCAGUGGGUCCUCCAGGGCAACUACCAGAUCGCUGGCGUCAAGGGGGCUCUGGCCUCAAAGGACGGCAUCGUAGUCGUCGCAACCAACCGCUGCACCGACCGGUACUGCUACAGGUAUCGCAACCAGACUAACACACUCACGCCAGGCAACACCGUGGUGCGGGGCCUGAACGUUGCGGAUGGCUCUCAGGUCUGGGCGUACGUGCCCAACGCGCCGGUUUGGAAUAUGAACCCGGUCUGGGGCCCGAGCGGCAGCGUGUUUUUCAACGAUCAAGAAGGCAGGCUGUAUUGCCUGGAGCUCGCGACUGGCGUUGAAAUUUGGCAAGCUGGUGGCGAGCUCGGCACGUACACCGAGGCAGCCGCUGUAUACGAUACGGGCCCCCACCAUAACGUGUAUGCUUUCGGCAUGUUGCCCUACACUGGCACGGGCUGCAAUCCUUACACCGCGCCUGGCGUCCUUCCCAGUUGCGGAAACGCGCCCUUCAGACAAGGCAUUAUCCGCGCCUACAACGCCACCUCGGGCCGGCUCCGCUGGGAGCGAGUCACGCCACACCCGCCCGCCAGCGGAGCCGUGGGCAUGCUCAACAGCCCCAGAUUCCACACCCGCCUGGUGGUCACCCUGGGCUACAACUGCGGACACAACUCCCCCACCAUGAUCUGGUCCGUGGAUCCCCACAGCGGCGGCGUCCGGUUCAACAAGGACGGCCCGACGCUGUGGAGCAGCAUGUGCGCUGGCGACAAGGAGGGCGGCGACGUCCGCCGGGCCUUCGGCGGCCGCGCCACGUGCAGUCCCGGCAGCUGGUCCGCACCAGUCAUCGACCGGGAUGGCGACAUAUACGUCGGAAACCAAGUCGGCGAGUAUCAGAGGUGGGGCUCGCCGACCGAGAGGAACGAAGACGUCGAGGCGCUCUCCAGCUUGGUGACGGGCGUGGCCUUCCAGGACGCGGCCACCGCGCUCGCCGACGGCGUCAUGGCCGUGGCCACGUGCACCUCCCUCAUCGUCUUCCAGACAGGCUUCCAGGAUCAGUUCGAGAACAAGACCUGGACCUUCCCCGCCCGCGGUUAGCCGCUCUGUCUUCUGGUGGGUCGUGAGCAGAGUGCUCACAGAACUUCAGUGCGUAGCGCUUCGGCUGGUCCGCAGUCUUGGCCGCCCUGCCGCCCAAGAAUUGGGUGUGGCGCUCUUGCUGCGGCGCCGAACGGCCGCUCGCCUCGACAGGAAGUCGGGGGGGCGGGGGGGGCGCCAGCUCGCCCCGCGCCACGCGGGGGGGCCACCCUGGCCCAGCAGCUCCCCUGUUAUAUAUGGCCGCCCUGGCCGCUUCGGCCACCUGAUGGGCACAGCUUCGCUGCUCACCGCCGCUCGCCGCUGCGCGGCUCCGCGGGCCGAGCGAGCAGCUGCGGCUUGGAUCUUCCGGCCCCGCCCGCGGCCCGCCGUGGCGCCAGCCGCCCCUGCGGGAGCUGGCGUGCGGGUCUCGCGGCGGGCCUGCUGGCCUGGAGGCGAUCCGCCCGGCUCCUCGCCGAGUGCGUGUCGAGGCCCCUUCUGCCCGCUGUGCCUGCAGUGUCGUGGGCCGAGGACGGCCAA
This is a messenger RNA of Prorocentrum cordatum, 2718 nucleotides long. NCBI's taxonomy places the organism in Eukaryota, Dinophyceae, Prorocentrales, Prorocentraceae. The record is from the annotation of a GenBank genome assembly.